Molecule: messenger RNA, 1809 nt
Organism: Anopheles nili
Lineage: Eukaryota; Metazoa; Arthropoda; Insecta; Diptera; Culicidae
Exons: 1
Coding region: 1-1809 (602 amino acids)
Source: RefSeq, a predicted model, not a curated record
AUGGGUGGCACUGGACGAUGGUGGUGUUGGCUCGUGUGGACGUGUUGGGUGUUCGGGAUGCUGCAGGCAGAGACGAUCCACUUCACAAACUCCCCGAAGUUGAUCAUGGCGUCGAAGAACUUCACAACGUACGAGAUCGAGGUGCCCGGUUCGAAGCCAAUCACGAUCAUCGAGGCGACAGAUGCGGCUCAUCAAACCCGACCCUCAGGUGUACCGGCGACGACGAGUUUCCGCACGAGCACGGGUCUAACAGUAGCUAGACCUAUGGAGCAGGAUACAUCGGAGGCACCACGGAAGACACUGUACUCGCCGGACCUGCUGAACAAGUUCCUCAAGGAGUACUCCGAGAAGCUACGGAACGCCGAUUCCGCGACUCGCAAGCGCCUAAACGAGAUCUCGCAGCUCAACAGCGGCAGCAACCGGCUCAGGAACGAGUCUACGACGGGGGUUUCCGAGAUACAGUACCGAAAUAAGAGGCCAAACCUGGAUGACAAUCAGGGCGAGAGUCAAAGCGCUAGUGACUCCGAGUCACCGGAAGACGAUGAACCAAAAGGGGGCGAUGAGUUUGUGUUCAACGACACGCACGAACGGCACGUGUUGGGAGCGGGUGUAGCAUCUGGUAGCAACAAACGCUGGUACCAGGAGCCCUCGGGAGGUUACCAGCAGCUGCAGCAUCAGGGUCGUCCUCAUUUGCAACAUCCGUGGAACGUGAAGGAUGGCUGGGUCACGUUGGAGGCUGUGCCGUGGUCAGAGAGCAAAGUGUCGAAGUGGCACGCGUCUGGAUCUGGCUCAGAACCGGCGAAACCUGGUAAGAGUCCUUCACAGGAUAAGCACUGGUAUGGUGGUGCAUCCAUCGUCAGUGAGGAAACGCCCAAGUACCGCCCGAUUGCCACCUCAGGGUCUAUUGGAGCCUCUAGCUACUCUGACAGUGUGGACAAUGCUGAUGACGCGUAUGGUUAUGGCGCUGGAACUGACAAUCGGUUGCCCUCGAAUCGGUUGCCUAGUUACGCGGGGUCUACGGAUUCGCUGUACAAUCGAAGACGUCCAACGGUAUCUCUGUACGCCGAACGACCAGAUGCAGAUCGCAGUAGGCCGACACCAACGCCACCUGUCAGUCCACUUGACAGUUGGUACGACCAGCAACAACAACAACAGCCUCAGCAGAAUCCGUACGACGCCAUGAAGGCGUACGGUGAAGGACCUCAAGGAAAUGGUCCAGCCAACGUUAACCGGGACAUCAUCACUGACGGUCGUCCAGCCAACUUCCCGGCGUAUCCCCAUCCGGACCGCGCCGUUCAAUCCGUCCAAUCUACACCUAACCGUCCCGGAACCUACCCAGACCGAGGCAAUGGCGAAUGGGUGUUAAUCUCAACCACGAAAGGCUAUCAGUACCCAAAACGACGCCAUGGCCAACGAGCCAUCACGUUCACUCCGGCCAGCGCGACGAGUCACCAAACGGUCCGACUGACGGUGUUGCCGAUGAAGAACGCUGUCGACAUGACGACGUCUCACAACGGGCUGAUCGAGGUGUCUUCCUCCACACAAACCGUGGAGGAUGCGGUCAAACAGCAGAAGGGCAAACGCAAAGGACAACGAGUGCCAGCACAAACGACGACAAGUGGUCCUCCAGCGACAGGACAUCGCAAGAAGAAGCCUUUGGCGCCCUCAACUCAGACCUUCUCGCUGAUGCGUCGGGAUACGGCCGCAGCUCAGGACAGCUCAGCGGUGUUGGCCGCUGUUGGGGCUGGCAUGGUUCCGGCUACGAUGGCCAUCAUCGCACCGAUGGUCCUCGGGAGGAAGCGGAAAUAA